AUGAAAGGAUAUAAGUGGACAAAGGAAGAAGAAGCUAUGAGCCAGAAGAAAGAAGAAAGAAGAAAGAAGAAAGAAGAAGAGGAACUCAUGAAACUCCACAAACAAGAAGUUCUCCAACUUUUCAAGAAGAAGGAGAAAACUGACAACAUCAUAAAGAAAAAGAAAGAAACGACAAAUAAUAAGAAGAAGGACGAGAAUGUGGAUCCUAACAAACCAAAGAAGCCCGCUUCUUCCUUCUUUCUUUUCUGGUACUAA
Messenger RNA from Eruca vesicaria subsp. sativa (arugula), 255 nucleotides. Lineage: Eukaryota; Viridiplantae; Streptophyta; Magnoliopsida; Brassicales; Brassicaceae. The record is from the annotation of a GenBank genome assembly.